CCGGCGCGCUGAGCCAUGCAGAGGCCCUGCAUUUACAUUUACCUUUGACCGUCAUUUGACGUUGCUUUAUAGCUUCGCCCCAUCAGACAUCCUUUCAUCGCGUGUACAUCCAAAACUCCUCUCUUAUUUAAAUCUAGUCUAACUCAUCUACCAUCACCUCAUAUCACUUCCUGGGUUUCUAUAUCCUUCCCAAUCAUCAUGAGCACCCUUGGAAUCCCAGUCUCACAUCAAGAUUCUUUCUGUCCACAGAUUCCUUCCUUCUCUCGCCCGCAAACUUAUCCCCGUCCUCGUGAGGUGCUGGCCAUAACCAUGAACAAUGUACUACCAAACCCCACAUAUAUCCACGACUACCCAAUACAUCCCUCUCGCUUCCCAAUCUCCUCCAUCCGUCCAGAUGGUCCACAGAAUACACCAUCAGUCCCACCACGCACUCCCCCAAAGCCUGUUUUCCCCCGUUAUGACCCUCUCCAUGUCCUCUCCCGUGAAUCCACACCACCUCCACCCACAAAGCAGUCCUUUCCAUCAAUCGUCCACCCCCUCCAGGUGGCGCCCGGUGUCCUGGCUAAUGGCGUCCUUACUGUGAUGCUGCCCGCUGUCCGCGAGUUUCUCAGUGCUGCUGUCACUGCGCCACCAGCCGCACCCGACCUCCCGAGCGACAGCAGAGUAUUAGCGCUUGCUGCACUUGCUGUCUUCUAUCGUCCAAUGCACCCUGCACAUUGGGUCUUUUGGAAUAAGGAACAGAAGAAGAACACUGCAGCAGUCGUGCAGAGUGUACUCGAUACCACUCCCACCCCCAUCAUCUCACCCAUCGGCUGGAUAGCCACCCAAGACAACCUCUGGAUUCUUGGUUCCCUCCAACACGCUUAUUCCAGUGCACUCUCUUCCCAACCCUGGUACGCCGCAUACGUCCCAUCUGAAAGCGAAACCCGCAUGAGUCUGCGCAAGCGCAAGCCCACCAUGAUCCAAGAACAAGUCAUCGAAGAUGACGAUGACGAUCUCCUCGUGCCUCCUCCUCCAAGGAAGCGUGCAAGGACGCGCAGGACUGCUACAGCUGCCAGGAGCCCGAGGAAACCGGACGAAUCUUCCCUUCCUGACAACGCGGAACCAGAAGAGGUGCCCGAUGAUGUCGAAGCAGGCACCGAACUACCGGAACCGGAAAUGGAGCUUAUGUUAACGCGCGCAGCAAAGCGCGAGCUCGUCGAAACGCCUGUGCUAGCACAGGAUGUGGAGAAAUCUGUCUCUCCGGAGCCGCGUAGGAGCCAGCGGAAGAAAGGCGAGUCGCCGGCAUCUUCGGCGACCACUCUCACGCGCACCCACUCGCGGGAGUUGUCGGCGGAGUCCGUAGAGGAUGUUGAAAGUGCUGGUAGCAGCACUGUUUGUGAAGAGGAACCGGACAAGUCAAAAGCAAAGAAGGGCCGUGCGGACAAGGUCGUUAAGUGCCUUGAUACAGUUGUCAAGCAUCUUGACGAUAACGGCGAGGAGGAGGAAGAUGAGGAGGAAGCAGAGGAGGAGAAAUCUGCUCCCGCCAAGAGAUCCCGCCCUUCAGCUUCUCGUGCAAAACCGAGGUCCAGGGCCCCACCAAAGAGAACCAACUCGACCAAUACCAAUUCCGAGGAAGGCGGCGAGCACGCAGAUGCUACUCCCGCACCUCCUGCGCCUAAGCCAAAAUCGCGCUCGCGCCCAAAGACGCGCAGGCGGUAGACUGGCACGGAUUCUUCUUGUUUCAACACAUCAACGAAUUUCUGACGCAUUGGAAUGACCGAAUCAUUAUAUCAAGAAUUGCAUCGAGUACCGGAGCACAUCGCACAUC
Suillus clintonianus is the source of this 1810-nucleotide messenger RNA. RefSeq lists its product as uncharacterized. The record is from RefSeq and is a predicted model, not a curated record. The coding region runs from base 199 to 1701 and encodes 500 amino acids. The transcript is spliced from 2 exons. Lineage: Eukaryota; Fungi; Basidiomycota; Agaricomycetes; Boletales; Suillaceae.